Molecule: messenger RNA, 3096 nt
Organism: Mycetomoellerius zeteki
Lineage: Eukaryota; Metazoa; Arthropoda; Insecta; Hymenoptera; Formicidae
Product: ribosomal protein S6 kinase delta-1
Exons: 6
Biological process (GO): protein phosphorylation
Molecular function (GO): ATP binding; protein kinase activity; phosphatidylinositol binding
Source: RefSeq, a predicted model, not a curated record
GUUAUCAGUGAACAUAUCUGUCAAAAGAAGGAGGAUUGAGGACGAUUAUUUACUCCCAUAAGAAAAGCUGUAUAUCCUAUCACUUUUGUUUUAGUUAAAUGUAACAUGUCUCGAGUUAUAUAUAAAAUUCGUAUGAAAAUGCGAACAACGUAAAACGUAAACGAUCUCACACGGGUACCAAUAAAAAUAUUAUUAUUAUUGUUACUCUGCAAAUAUAACAUAAUGUAUAACGAAACAAGGGAACAAACGAAUUAUUUUUUGCGUUUAGUUAAUUUUACACAAUUAUAACAGAUUAGAAAUCUCAGUAUUGUUUAAGUAAGAAAGAUCCUACUGAUCAAUAUGAAUUAAGUGAUGGCACCUGCAAAAGAUAAAUGGAUUAGACGUUUUAUAAUUACUGAAACAAAGCGGCACAAGAAGGGCUUUACAAUUUAUAAAAUUACUUCUAUGGUAUUUCUGAAAUCCUCUCAUGAAGAAGUGUCAAAAGUGUCUGUGUGGAAGCGUUAUAAUGAUUUCAAAAAGCUUCAUGCAGAACUCGGUCACUUGCACAAGCGUUUUGGAACCAAAGAAAGUUUUCCACCUUUUCCCAAAUCAAAAUAUUUUGGCAGAUUUGAAGCCGAAGUCGUAGAGGAGAGGAAGAAAUAUGCUCUUAAGUUUUUGGAAUUUGUAGGACGAUACUCGUACUUAUAUUCAAGCGAUAUAUUUAUAACAUUCUUUGAAACUAGUCAUGCAGAUACUUAUAGUAGUGAUUGCGCACAUUCCUUGAGCUCAGACACGUCUGAAGAUGAUCGUGUUGCUUUAAGUGAUCCUGUGCUUGUAAAUGAUAAUACAGUGCAAAGUACCUUUGAAAUUCCAUGUUCAUUAAAAGCAUCUCAUAAUGUAUUAACAAAUCCAUGUCCUUUGUCAAAUGUUAUUUGUGCAAACAAGAAUGAAUUUGCACAUCGAAGAAAGAAUGACUCUCAUGACAGUAUUAAUUUACAGAAUGCUAACGUUAAUAGAAAAGAAAGCUGUAAAACAGCAAAAUUACAAAUGCAAGACGCUAUUACUAAAGAAUAUGAUGCACAUCAAAACAAAAGUUUUGAUAAGAACAACAUGGUAACACUCAGCGAUGUAUCAGGAUUUGAUAGUCUGAACAACAAUAUCAGUAAACCCUUUUUAAAUUAUGAUACACAUUCUACAUAUUCUGUAAUAAUACAAGAGGAGGUAAAUGAUUCACAGGCACAGCCAGAUUCUACACAGUAUCUCUUAAUAGCAGCUGCUCACAUAAGUGCAGCCUUUAAACAUGAAUCUAUAGCCGAAUAUGAGGAAGCUUUUACACAAUACAAACUGGGAAUAUCAUGUCUGAUAAACGGUGUACAAUUUGAUCCAGACAGUACAAGAGUACCAGGCAUAAAAGAUAAGAUAUCAAAGUAUUUAGCACGGGCUGAACAGUUAUAUAACGAACAUUUAAAUUGUAACAUUUAAAAAAAAAAAAAGCCAAUAUCUGAGCUUCAAUAUUAUAAAGUGCUUAAAAUAAUGAAAUCCGUGAUGCUCGUAAUGGAUAUACGUGCAAAUUGUAAAAGAAUAAUCAAGACUGUAGAAAAAUCUUGUAUUUACGAGGAUAGUGUAAGCAAUUAUGUAUUACAUAAACAAGUACCAUAUAUGGUACAUUUAUAUGCAUGUACUGAAACUGAGACUACUAUAUUUUUAAUCCUACAAUAUGCAAGUUGUGGAAGACUAUGGGACUUCAUAAGAUUACAUUACAAAGAAUUUGACAGUCUAUAUGAUGUAACUUCAAAUCACACAUAUAUAAAUAAAGAUGUCAAUGGAGAAAUCAGCAGCAAUGAAAAUAUUUAUGAACCAAAUAAAGCGGAUAUAGUUAGAGAAAACAAUAAAGUACAGGGAAAUCAUCGAUGUACAACAGAUGAUCAAAGUGAGAUCUAUAUGGAAAUGCCUACUAUACAAUUAUUAGAAAAAUCGCAAGAAUUAUUACAAUCCGUUAGUGCAACAUUAAAGAAAAGCAAUUCUAUUGCAAAUCGAUUAAAUGAGUGUAAGGAACUGAGACAUUCAGAAAGUACACCAUCGCUGAAUGCGAAGACUGUUACACAAAUCCCUCAAGAAUCAGAUCUUACGUUAUCUAAUGUUUAUCACAAUAAAUCAUUAAAUACUAGUAAUACAAAAGUAGAUGACAUUAUUGUUGCAGAGAAUCCUUUGACAAAAGGUUUCAUAAAGAAUAAAGAUUUGAAAGGCAAUAAUUCUUUAUUAAUGAACAAUAACGAAAAUUCAAAUGAGUCAAGAAAAAUUUGUGCACCUGUAUUAAAUGGAAGUUAUGCGACUCGCGAAUCACUCAAAAAUAAUAAAAUGGGCAAUUUAUUAUAUAACAAUUCUACUUCAAAAACUAUUUCAAUGCAGAAUGGCUUGACCAAUAAUGUAUUACAGAUCUGUGAGAACAAUAAUACUGAAAGUAUAUCCGAUCAGAUAAAUUCAUCAAACAUUAAUUAUAACAUUGAUGAGACACAAUAUAUGACUAAAGAAAAUAAUAUAGAUGAACAGGAGUUUUGGCAAGUACCGGAAACUGUAAUUCGGUCAUGGGCAGCUGAAAUUCUUUUAGCUUUAGAAGCACUUCAUCAGCAAAAUAUCAUGAUUCUCGAUUUCAAAUCUGAUAAUAUUCUUCUGGAUGACGCAGGACAUAUCCGGCUUACUUAUAUUAUACCACAGCACAAUGUUGAAUUAUCUAAAUUAACAUAUCCAUAUUCGUCACCUGAGUCAGUAAUGUUUUCUCCGACCAUUCCUGUUACAUCCGCUACAGAUGUUUGGAGUUUCGGAGUUAUUUUGUAUGAACUACUUACUGGCACUAUGUUUAUCAGAAAUCAUCCAGGAUCAUUUCAUUCACAUUCUACAAUCAACAUUCCUAGCAGAUUAUCGAAAAGUGCAAAAUCUUUGUUAUGUGGCAUGUUAAAAUAUCAUCCAGAAGAGCGACUGACGAUAGAUGAAAUAAAGCGUCAUCCGUUUUUCGCAAGAACUGAUUGGUUAAAUAUGAUUUCUUAAACUUAAUGUUUAUUAGGGAAUUUAUAAAUUUCAUUGCUUGUUAUAAUAAUUGUAUAAAUAUUUAUUAUGUAA